Molecule: messenger RNA, 270 nt
Organism: Ostertagia ostertagi
Lineage: Eukaryota; Metazoa; Nematoda; Chromadorea; Rhabditida; Trichostrongylidae
Source: the annotation of a GenBank genome assembly
AUGGUUGUACUCAUAAAGAACGGCACCGUCGUCAAUGAAGAUGAGAUGUUCAUCGCUGAUGUUCUUGUCAAGAAUGGCAUCAUCGUUGAGGUAGCGCCGUCCAUCAUGUCACAGUACGGGUACCAUGUGUUGGAUGCGACCGGCAAAAUGGUGAUUCCAGGUGGAAUUGAUCCACAAACACAUUUUCAAAAACCGUGGCAAAACUACACCUCAGUGGAUGAUUUCUAUCAUGGCACCCGAGCCGCUUUGGCUGGUGGAACAACAACUAUG